AUGGAGUCGAGCAUUUUAGAUUUAAUCGGUGUAGAAAUUAUUGGCGUCAUGUCCCCGGUGUCAAUCUGCAUGCUCCUUGUUGUUCUCAUCGUCUACUCUCUCUCCCCUUCUAACCCUUUCUCUGCGGCCCCCGCUCCGCCGAUCCGCACCGCUGCUAACCUCGUCUACCUUGAGAGCCCCUCCGACUCAACAGCCGAGAAAUUUGAGGGCGCUCUUUUAAACGCGCUCGUGUUUGUUAUUGUCAUUGCUGUGGUUACUUUUUUUCUUGUUCUCUUGUAUUAUUACAACUGUACUGGAUUCUUGAAGAAUUACAUGCGGUUCUCGGCUUUUUUCGUCUUAGGUACAAUGGGGGGCUCGAUUUUUCUAUCAAUGAUUCAGCAUUUCUCAAUACCUGUUGAUUCAAUUACCUGUUUUAUUCUGUUGUUUAAUUUUACAAUUGUUGGUGUAAUGUCGUUAUUUUCAAGUGGGGUACCAAUUUUUGUGAGGCAAGGGUAUAUGGUGGCCUUGGGGAUAUUUGUGGCAGCUUGGUUUACUAAGUUACCAGAGUGGACUACUUGGGCUUUGCUGGUAGCUUUGGCACUAUAUGAUUUGGUGGCAGUUCUGGCACCUGGUGGGCCCCUUAAGAUGUUGGUGGAGUUGGCUCAGAGCCGAGAUGAGGAACUUCCAGCGUUGGUUUAUGAGGCUCGUCCAACAGUUUCACAAAAUGGGAUUGCUCAGGGUCGGAGUUUGGACCUUUUGGUUGGUGGGGUUUCAGAAUCUGGGUCAGUGGAGAUGCAAACAGUGUCAAGUAACAACUUGGAUCGGAAUGAGAGUCAAAAUCGUGUGAAUUCUGGCUAUAAUGUUAUCCAGGAUACGAAUUUUGGAAACAUGGAAGGUGUACAGAGGAGAGAUGAGGUGGAGAGGUCCCAAUUGGUGGGUUUUUUGGAGGAGAGGCGCUCAUCGGGCAGCAGCUCAUCAGAGUAUUCAACUGUGGUUGGAAAUCGUGACUCUGAGAUAGUUGCUGAUGAGGAAAGGUCUCCGCUUGUCGAUGCACCAGAAAUGAGGAAUGGGAGGGAACAGAUGAGAGAUGGCCAGGAGAAUUCUGAGGUUUCUAGUAGAGGUAUUAAACUUGGUCUUGGAGAUUUUGUGUUUUACAGCGUUCUUGUGGGCAGGGCUGCAAUGUAUGAUCUAAUGACAGUAUAUGCAUGUUACCUUGCAAUUAUUUCUGGACUUGGCUGUACUCUUAUUUUGUUGUCGGUAAGGCGCCAGGCUCUGCCAGCUCUCCCUAUUUCAAUAGCUUUGGGUGUCAUCUUUUACUUCUUGACUCGGUUAUUGAUGGAACCUUAUGUUGUUGGGACAGCAACAAAUCUGAUGAUGUUCUAA
Molecule: messenger RNA, 1362 nt
Organism: Dovyalis caffra
Lineage: Eukaryota; Viridiplantae; Streptophyta; Magnoliopsida; Malpighiales; Salicaceae
Source: the annotation of a GenBank genome assembly